This is a messenger RNA of Sphenostylis stenocarpa, 927 nucleotides long. The record is from the annotation of a GenBank genome assembly. NCBI's taxonomy places the organism in Eukaryota, Viridiplantae, Streptophyta, Magnoliopsida, Fabales, Fabaceae.
AUGGCAGCGAAGAGCAAAAUCCUAAUUCUUGGAGGAACAGGAUACAUUGGAAAAUUCAUAGUUAAGGCAAGCGCAGAAGCAGGGCAUCCCACAUUUGUCUUAGUAAGAGAAAGCACUGUUUCUCAUCCUGAAAAGUCUAAACUUAUUGACACCUUCAAGAGUUCUGGAGUUACUCUGCUUUAUGGUGAUCUGAAUGAUCAUGAAAGCCUUGUUAAGGCAGUAAAGGAAGUUGAUGUUGUAAUAUCCACACUUGGUGGACAGCAGAUAGAUGAUCAACUCAAGCUCAUAGCAGCAAUAAAAGAAGCUGGUAACAUCAAGAGGUUCCUUCCAUCGGAAUUUGGGCUUGAUGUGGACCGUCACAAUGCAGUUGAGCCAGUGACUAGCUUUCUUGCGAAAAAAGUGAAAAUCAGGAGGGCAAUUGAAGCUGAAGGAAUCCCCUACUCGUAUGUCUGUUCAAAUGCCUUUGCUGGUUACUUCUUGCCUACUCUCGGACAACAAAAUGUCACGGCUCCUCCCCGGGACAAGGUUGUCAUUCUAGGAGAUGGAAACGUCCAAGCUGUUUAUGUGUUGGAGGAAGAUGUUGGGACUUAUACCAUCAAAGCAGUGGAUGACCCAAGAACAUUGAACAAAACUCUCUACCUCAGACCCCCUGCUAAUGUUUUGACCUUCAAUCAGCUCGUCUCCUUGUGGGAGGCCAAGAUUAAGACUACCCUUGAGAAAGUCUACAUUCCAGAAGAUCAACUUCUUAACUACAUCCAGGAGUCUCCUUUCCCUGCUAAUUUGCAGUUAGCAUUAGGCCACUCAAUCCUGGUAAAGGGAGAUUGUACAAACUUUGAGAUUGACCCUUAUUUCGGGUUGGAAGGUUCUAAACUUUAUCCUGAAGUCAAAUACACUACUGUCGACAACUACUUGAACGCGUUUGUCUGA